UAAAUAAUUUUGUCAUCGUCUUAUUAUGAUAUUGAAUUUGAUAUUAUGAUAUACGAUGUUACGACAAUGAAAAUCAUGACAUUUAAUAUCUCCUGAAAAAAUAUCUUAAUAUGGGUUUCGGUAGGCGACAUAGUAAUGGCGUGUUACUUUCUUUUUUAAUUUUGUCUUUCUAUUAUUUCCAAAUGUAAUAAUAUCAGACUCCGAUAUAAAAUCCCAUCUGAUAAAACUGAGUGAUUGAACAUUUAAAAACUCAAAUGAAGUAAAUGACACUACAUGAUAGAUUUAUUAUUAUUUAUUAAAUAGAAUACAAUGUUCGUGCUGUUAUCUAUAUUUGUGUUAUAAUGAAAUUGAACAAAUUCGGAAAGAUAUGUACAAAUUGUUAAGAAAUAAUGUUUAAUUACCUAAGAUCUAUAUAUAAGAUUAUAUAUAACCUUACUUAGGUAUUAAUAAAUUAUAAAAGAAUUAUGAACUGUAUUAAUUAAAUAAUAAUUAAGUCAAAAAACAGUAUCUGUGGAUGAUCAAAAGUUGACCAUGAUUUGUUCGAGCAGCAUAUUAGCACAUUUAGUGAAACUCUUUGUGACACUUUGUUGUAUGAGAACUCUCAAUAAUACAUAUGAUAAAACAAGUAUCUGGUCCUUUCGUGCCUUUCAAAUUCUACUUUCACAUGCCAUAGUAGGAGCAUUCAGAUUUGGAGUUCCACUUUUUACAUCAGGAACCAAUAUAAUAAAAUUCUUAAGAAUUUUUUAUGAUUGGUACUCCAAGAUAGUGGAUGUUAUACCACUGGCAUUGUUUACUGGUGGUAUCCUACAAGGAUAUGGGAUUAGUGAAAAAAUCCGACUUAUAAUACUUUCAUUGGGCAUUUUGCCAGUAUUUUUUCAUUUACAGCCAAAGCGAAAAGAAAACCAAAUGAGAAGACAUCAAUUAUUAAUAAAUAUUACUACUACUCUGCAAUUGUUAAUGAUUAUGUUGAUUGGUUUGAGAAACAAUAAUUACAAUGUUAUUAGUUUAGUUAUGUCGUAUAUAUUUGAACGUUUUUUUAUUGAUGAAUUUUGUUAUUAUUAUGAUAUCCCAAGUACUGAUCUAACUCAAUAUUCUCUAUGUUUUGUAGAAAUUUUUAUGGUUUUGACAUUGAAUGAAAUGUGAUAAAAAUAUAUAUAUGAUAACAUAAGAAUAUAAAAUGAUAAGAAUAUAAUAUUAUAUCUUUUAUGCUAGGUUCAUAAUGAUACUAAUAAAUAGCAGAGCAGAUCAAGCAAUUAUAGUUUGUUCGCUCAAUUUUUGAAUAA
Molecule: messenger RNA, 1283 nt
Organism: Apis mellifera (honey bee)
Lineage: Eukaryota; Metazoa; Arthropoda; Insecta; Hymenoptera; Apidae
Exons: 3
Coding region: 532-1143 (203 amino acids)
Source: RefSeq, a predicted model, not a curated record